Messenger RNA from Solanum tuberosum (potato), 1865 nucleotides. RefSeq names its product probable methyltransferase PMT10. The transcript has 9 exons. The record is from RefSeq and is a predicted model, not a curated record. Bases 20 to 1687 code for a protein of 555 amino acids. NCBI's taxonomy places the organism in Eukaryota, Viridiplantae, Streptophyta, Magnoliopsida, Solanales, Solanaceae. Gene Ontology annotation, cellular component: cytoplasm; trans-Golgi network; endosome. Gene Ontology annotation, molecular function: methyltransferase activity.
AGAGCUCCGACAGCCGGGGAUGGAGAGGACGGGUAUUGUUGAUGAGAAUGGGGCAAUGACGAAUGAGUUUGUGGUGGGGGAGUUUGAUGAGGAGGUGAUAGACAGUGUGGUGGAUGAGAAGAAUGGGAGUGAUGAGAAUGGAGGAGGAGUUUUGAGGGGUAAAAUUGGGAAAUUUAAAGUUUGUGAUGAGAGUAUGAGGGAUUAUAUUCCUUGUUUGGAUAAUAUGGAGGGAAGAUUGGAAAGGCAUUGCCCUCCAAAAGGAAAAGGAUUGGAUUGUUUGGUGCCAUGGCCUAAAGGUUACAAACUAAGGAUAACAUGGCCAAAGAGCAGGGAUGAGAUAUGGUUAUCCAAUGUGGCCCGUACACCCUUUGCCAAAGGAAAAGCAGGCAAUAAGUGGGUAGUAAGGAAGGGUGACAAGUACAUAUUUCCAGGAGACAGGACACAAUUUGCCCAGGGUGUAAAUCAAUACUUGGAUCAGAUUUCUAAGAUGGUUCCAGAAAUUGCUUUUGGCCAACGAACAAGAGUUGUCAUGGAUAUUAGUUGUGGAAUAGCGAGUUUUGGGGCAUAUCUGAUGGACCGCAAUGUCAGCACAUUGUCCAUUGCAACAAAAGAUGUGCAUAACAAUCAGAUUCAAUUUGCAUUGGAACGUGGAGUGCCUGCUAUGUUCGCAGCAUUUACUACACACCGUCUUUUGUACCCUAGCCAGGCAUUUGACAUGAUACAUUGUUCCAGAUGUAGCAUAAAUUGGACCCGUGAUGAUGGCAUUCUGCUUCUAGAGGUAAACAGAAUGCUUAGGGCAGGAGGAUAUUUUAUCUGGGCAGCAGAACCUGUUCACAAACAUGAAGAGAACUUGUUUGCACCACUUAAAGAAAUGGAGGAUCUUACUCGACGCCUAUGCUGGGAGUUAUUAAAGAAGGAGAGUGACAUUUAUAUUUGGAGGAAGCCAUUGAAUAAUAGUUGCUAUCUCAGUCACGCUCCAGCAGUUCAACCUUCUCUAUGUUCAGCUGGUGAUGAUCCAGAUAAUGUCUGGAACGUAAACCUAACGAAAUGUAUUACACAAUUACCUGAGAAUGGCUAUGGAGCUAACGUGACUGCUUGGCCUGCACGCCUUCACUCUCCACCGGACAGGCUGUUUAGUAUAAAAAUGGAUGCUGAAUUAUCUAGGAGGGAGAUUUAUAGAGCAGAGUCAAAUUUUUGGUAUACCGUAAUAAAAGGAUAUAUUGGUGCUUUCCGUUGGGAGACGUUAAACCUACGAAACGUGCUGGACAUGAGAGCUGUAUAUGGGGGGUUUGCAGCUGCAUUGCAUGAUUUCAACUUCGAUUGCUGGGUUAUGAAUGUUGUUCCCGUUAGUGGUCCUAAUACACUGCCUGUUCUAUAUGACCGGGGUUUCAUUGGAGUCAUGCAUGACUGGUGUGAGCCAUUUGAUACUUAUCCAAGAACGUAUGAUUUAGUCCACGCAGCUGCUCUUUUCUCAGUCGAAAAAAACAGAUGCAAUGUGACAACUAUCAUGCUUGAAAUAGACAGAAUUCUUAGACCCGGGGGACGAGUUUAUAUUCGCGACACCACACCUGUUAUCGAAGAGCUUGUAGAAAUUGCACAAGCCUUAGGAUGGGUGUCAUUUAAAUAUGAUAGCAGCGAGGGACCUCAUUCUAAUUGGAAGCUUUUGAUAGGCGAAAAGCGUCUAUAAUAAAAAAGAGCAUCUCAGUGCACAAAAAGCAUCCCGCAUUAGUUAUAUGUUUUGAUACAACACUUAUUUCUAAAGAAGAUAGAUGGUUUAAUACAAAAUUGAAAAAGCCUCAAUGUCUCUGGAGAGAAUUUUAUUUUUUUUUAAACUGUAAAUAAUUGAGCAAUUUGGUUACUUUGAA